Molecule: messenger RNA, 1424 nt
Organism: Anguilla rostrata (American eel)
Lineage: Eukaryota; Metazoa; Chordata; Actinopteri; Anguilliformes; Anguillidae
Product: cysteine and glycine-rich protein 1-like
Exons: 6
Coding region: 159-737 (192 amino acids)
Biological process (GO): muscle tissue development; sarcomere organization
Cellular component (GO): cytoplasm; Z disc; nucleus
Molecular function (GO): actinin binding; structural constituent of muscle
Source: RefSeq, a predicted model, not a curated record
CUGCCUCCCUCCCUCUCCCUCUCUCAACCCCUCCCUCCCUCCCUGUAUCUCGGUAUUAAACCGAGAUCUGCAGUAGCUGUGUGCUGCCAUUCUCCAUCACAUCUGCACUCAACUGAGACCAAGCUCACAGAACACCAAAGACCACAGCCUCAGACAGGAUGCCGUUUGGGGGAGGAAACAAGUGUGGGUGCUGCCAGAAGACGGUGUACUUCGCCGAGGAAGUUCAGUGUGAGGGGAAGAGCUUCCACAAGUCCUGCUUCCUCUGCAUGGUGUGCAAGAAGAACCUGGACAGCACCACCGUGGCAGUGCACAUGGAUGAGAUCUUCUGCAAGUCCUGCUACGGCAAGAAGUACGGGCCAAAAGGCUACGGGUUCGGGGGAGGAGCCGGCACCCUCAGCAUGGACAAGGGCGAAUCGCUCGGAAUCAAACAUGACGAGCCGGCCGCACACCGUCCCACCAACAACCCCAACCCCAACGCAUCCAAGUUCGCGCCCCAAGGCUCCGACGUGUGCCCCCGCUGCGGGAAAGUCGUCUACGCCGCCGAGAAGGUGGUGGGGGGCGGAAACUCCUGGCACAAGGCCUGUUUCCGCUGCGCCAACUGCGGGAAGGGCCUGGAGUCCACCACGCUGGCCGACAGAGACGGAGAAAUCUACUGCAAAGCAUGCUAUGCCAAAAACUUCGGCCCCAAAGGGUUUGGAUUCGGUCAGGGUGCAGGGGCGUUGGCACACGCCCAGUAGGUGCCGGACCUACAGAACGCGACGGACGCCUGGCCCGCUUGGAUUUUACUGCUCCCAGCAUCCUUCACUCACUACCAGCAUUCCUCUGCGGAACAUGACGUCACACCAGCACACAAGGCGCAAGAGCUCAGACUCACUGUAGCGGAUGGUGAACCAAACCAACCAAUCAGCAGUGAGAGAAUGUUACUUCGACCAUAUUUUACCAUCCGCUCAAUUCAAUAUCUAAUACUUUUCAUAACUACCGUGCUGGUAUUACAUACUGUGUGAGCAUUUUAAUAAAAUAAAAAAAAUUGGCCAUCCCCAUGUUACCACUAAUGGGCGGUCUGUUCAACAGCAGAGCAAUAGCAGUAUGUAAAGCAAGCGUCAUUUCGUGGACAGUUAAUCUUAAGUUUAACACAGGACUGCUGUUCUGCAUCACUGAGCUUGUCUGGAGGCCACUGCUCUUAUCGAAACAGCCUUACAGAUAAUGUACACCACACAUUUCCAUAACCCCCCGUCUGUUUUAGCUGCAGCUCAGUAGAGCUACUGUGUCCCUGUCCAUUCCUUAACUUUAGACGUGCCCAUCAUCACACCCCCUUCGAUAACUAUAUUUAUUAUGUCUGUUCCUUCUCCAAAUUUUUCAGGCAUGCAGAAACUUUCAAAUGUCAUACACAGCCAAAUAAAACUGAACGAUGUGUUAAAAAGAAA